UAUUGAGAAAUCACGUGCUGAACACUCGGUCUCUGUCAGCUUUUCCGACCCGAAAGCGAAACGAAGAAGAAGGAAAGCGAGGGGUAAUAAACUAAUCACGACUGGUAAAAGUCUGGUUGUUUUCUUGGGUUGUGUAAGAUGUGUUUCCUGUGGUCUCCGUUCACUUUUAUACACAGAGUCCUCUUCGGCCGCUCUCUGACUUCUACCGCUGCUGUUACCACUGGUGUUACUCAUCGCGAAGAUGAAGAGACUCUGGUGUUUUUUGAUCUGGAAACUACAGGACUUAACACCUCUUCAUGUGAUAUAUGCCAGCUGUCAGCUAUCUGUGGGAAGAGAGUCUUUAACGCCUACCUGUUUCCUCGCUGCCCCAUAGAUUACGGAGCCUCUAAAGUUACAGGCUUGACCACACAGGGUCAAAAGCUGCUUCUACACGGACAACCAGUGGAAACUGUCCCAAUCAAAGAGGCUCUGAAGUCAUUCAUAUCAUUUCUUAGUACCGUCAAUAGGCCAAUCCUGGUGGGUCACAACUGUAAACGAUUUGACUGCCCUAUUCUGCUGCGAAUCCUGAGAGAGUUUGAUCUGCUGGAUAACUUCUUUGAUGUGGUGUCAGGUUUUCUGGACACACUGCUGCUCAGUAGAGAAAUGUUUUCUCUUCAGAAAUAUUCUCAGCCAUUUCUGGUCCAGCAUUUCCUUCACAAAACCUAUGGAGCUCACAAUGCUACCGAGGAUGUACGACUUUUACAGGAGCUCUUUAGAGUCUGGAGGCCAAGCCCAAACCUGGUAAAAAAGCACAAGUUCAUUUUUUUUUAGUUAGAAUAUUAUUGCAUUGCAUGGUGUGGUUUGAAUAGAGGGUGCAUUGUGUGUAACUUUUAGUAAAGCUAUACUUUAAUUUUUACAUUUCAACUUCAGUAAUCACAAAAGGCCGGUGUGAUGGCAGGUUUUUUAUUCCAAACAGUCGCUGUUGUUUAAUGAGUUGGCCUUGGUCUUUAAACUGUUGAUUAGUUUUAUCAGGCGAGGCUUCUUCUUUGGCUGGUAAAAUUUGUGCUGCGUGUAUAAAACCAAUGCUGUGGGCUGUCGCCUCUCAAUCUUAAUACUUUCAAAGUAAUUAUCACUGAUUUAUCUACAACUGUAAAAAACUGUGAGCAAGACAAACACACCUUCAAAGGAUGAAAGUCCUUUACAGGCCAUAAUAAAUUUACCAAUUCAUUUAUUUACACUCAAAGGAAAAUUUACAUCAGACAUUUUUGAGCCGUAAAAAACUAAAGCUUUAAAAGAGUAUCUGGAUGAAAUUCUCAUGGACAAAGAAAGAAGAUGUCAAACUUUGUACAAGCAGUACGAAAUAACCUGGAACAAGGACUGACCCAGAAUCCCAGGACAGUGGAGCUGUGCAGCAUCUUCAGUACCUGCUCUUGAAGCACAACAUUUCUACAGUGCAGGAGGGAGUGCGAGUGGUGUACAAGGCAAAGCUUCUGAGGGCCGGCUUGAACUGGAUUGGUUUGUAUUUCUGCCUUUUGCUCUGUGUUUUAGAAAGUAAAAAGCCAUCAUUGCUAAAUUAACAUUGUUAUCACGUGGCCUUUCAUCUGCCUUUUUAAAACAGCCUGUUUUAUGAAUAUUAAAUGGUUACCGACUACUGUACAAAAUACAGUUUACAUUUAUAUUUUGUAAUGCCACUUUUAAAAUGAAUGAAUUUUGAUUAAAAUAU
Molecule: messenger RNA, 1702 nt
Organism: Trichomycterus rosablanca
Lineage: Eukaryota; Metazoa; Chordata; Actinopteri; Siluriformes; Trichomycteridae
Product: protein PML-like
Exons: 3
Coding region: 139-810 (223 amino acids)
Biological process (GO): DNA catabolic process
Cellular component (GO): cytoplasm
Molecular function (GO): 3'-5'-DNA exonuclease activity; nucleic acid binding
Source: RefSeq, a predicted model, not a curated record